Molecule: messenger RNA, 3463 nt
Organism: Pipra filicauda (Wire-tailed manakin)
Lineage: Eukaryota; Metazoa; Chordata; Aves; Passeriformes; Pipridae
Product: coagulation factor XIII B chain-like
Exons: 12
Coding region: 1125-2984 (619 amino acids)
Source: RefSeq, a predicted model, not a curated record
UCUUCACUCUGAAUAAGUAUUGUAGAAUUCUAUUAAAAACAGAUUUUUGUGUGGGACAGUAAUGUCUUGUCUGAUCUAGAGACAUGGGUAAGAAGGGAGGCACAGGCACAGAAUUUCAAAACUGGCUGUUUUGGGUGAGUUUGAGUCUAUUUUUUAGUAAGGUCUUGAGGGAUCAUAUAUGACAGCAGGAAAAAAAAUUAUAAUUCCUCUUUUUUUUAAACAUUGCAAGAUUGUGAUGGAACAAUAGGAUGUUUUAAGGGUAAAUUUAGAAAUUCUGACCUGAUAUUUUAAGGGAGAUGAUUUGUGAGUUUGUUCUUCCUAUCAAGUGCACAAUACAUACAGGCAUGCAUCUCAUCUGGCUGAAGAGAUGGUGUUCAUCACAGCAUCCUUUUUAAUUCUGUUCACUUCUGCCUUGGAAUUGUAUUUUCUUAGAGAAAGGCUAAGAAAAUGCAAACUGUAAAAUUAUACACUCUCACUCCCAAAUUUAAGCAUCUUAUCUCCAAUAAUGCCAUUAAUCAGUCAUGUGAUAAUGCGUUGUAAAUGAGGUUAUUUUUUUUUAUUUUGUUUAAAAAAAUUACUUGAAAAAGGCUAGCUGUGUACAACAAAACUCAACAGACAGAUAAUGAUUGUGGCUAUGUUCUUAAUGUAAGAGACUCCAGAAUUAAUACUACCUAUAGAAUACAAUUGUCUGGUUUAUCAGGAGGGUAGGCUGGAGGAUGGCGGAAUUGUCUAGUUCCUCUUAUUUCAGCCAAGGUAAAUAAUCUGAUAACAGAAUGCCCUUUAAACUUGGAACUCAGGAGUUUGUGAGGGGAACAGUGUUCAAUAAGUUUAAAUUGUUCCAUAAGCUUGUUGCCUGAUUUCACUGUAAAAUGAUAAAUUCUGCUCUCUUUACUGAUGGUAAACUAUGUCAAAUGGAAGUAAAAUCCUGCAAGUCUAACGUUAUUGUGUUUGGAGAACUAAAAGAAAUGAAAAUUGUUUUUUUCGACGAAUUAACUUGUUGCAAAAUACCAUAGACACUAAGGUAUUUGCUGAAUACCUUUGAAAAGUCAGUUAAUUAUUUACAAAAGUAAUACUUAGGGAGUUUUCACAGGUAGUAGAAACUGUUUAUAGAGACAGUAAAGAAGAUGAGAUUUAAAAGCUGUUUUUUCAUCCUAGUCACGAUAUGUUCAGGCAAACUCUUUGCAGAAGGUAAACCUUGUGACUUGCCACACAUAGAAAAUGGGAAGAUUGCCCAAUACUAUUACAGUUUCAAAAGUUAUUAUUUCCCUAUGCAUAAAGACAAAAAGCUUUCCUAUUCCUGUAUGGUGGGUUACACAACUGAAACCGGGACUCAAGAUGGAAGAAUAACCUGUACAGCAAAAGGAUGGUCUCCAGUGCCACGAUGCUACAGAAAAUGCAGCAAGCCUCUUUUGGAAAAUGGCUUUUUUUAUGGCACAGAAAUGUACUUCAAAAUCCAUGAGAAAUUGCAAUACAAAUGUAAUCCAGGCUAUCACACUCCAAGUGGUGGUACUGAAGAUACAGUACAGUGUCAGCCAGAAGGAUGGUCCUUCCAGCCAAGCUGUACUGAAAAAUUGGAGUCAUGUCAAGUACCCAAUUUACGUCACGGCCACUACUUCACAGCCCAGAAGGAGCUUCGAGUGAACGAAACGCUGCUGUACCGGUGCGACGAGGGAUAUCGUACGGCGGGAGGGAGCGCUACAGAGGCAGCAGUGUGUCUGACAUAUGGGUGGGCCCUUACUCCAAACUGCACCAGAAUAACUUGCUCCUCUUUGAAUGCAGUAGCUCAUGGAGGUUUCUAUCCUGUGAAGAAAAUCUAUGAAGAGGGAGAUGUAGUUCACUUCUUCUGUGACAAACAUUAUUCUGUCACUGAAUUUGACUUAAUUCAAUGUUAUUAUUUCGGGUGGCAUCCAGACCCUCCUGUGUGUGAAGAUGUAAAAAAUAAAUGUCCUCCACCCCCACUUCCUCCUCAUGGCCAUAUCACCACAGUUAGAAGAACAUAUCAUAAUGGAGACAAAGUUCGUAUACAGUGCCAAAGGACCUUUGAAAUAAGAGGAUCUGAGGAAAUCCGGUGUGAAGAAGGAAAAUGGACACCACCCCCUAUUUGUAUUGGAGCUAUGGAUAAACAGGAGUCUGAGGCCCCGCCGUCACUGAAGUCAGAUGCAGCAAUAAGGACAAACAAAACAUAUGGAAAUGAAGAAAUGAAAAUGCAGCAAGACUGUACCUCUCCACCUGUGAUUAAAAAUGGUGCUGUUCUUGGUCCAUUAUUGGCAAGUUACAAAAAUGGUUCCUCAGUAGAAUAUGGUUGUCAGCAUUACCACUUUUUGGAUGGACCUAGAACUGUUUACUGCGAUCAAGGAAACUGGACAGAACAACCAAAUUGCUUAAAACCAUGCACUCUUAAUGUAACUGAUAUGGACAGCAACAACAUAGAGUUGAAAUGGAGACAGGAAGAGUUAAUUUUCCUACAUGGAGAUCUCAUAGAGUUUGAAUGUAAACAGGGAUAUAAUUUUCUCCACACUACCAUUCUGUCCCCUGGGAGGACACAGUGUGACCACGGCAGACUGAAAUAUCCAAAAUGUGUUAUGCAAGCUCCUACAGAAAAAUGUGACUCUCCACCAUCUAUUGCAAAUGGAGCUCUUACUCUCCCACCACUGACCCAGUAUGACAGUGGUUCCUCAGUUCAGUAUAGUUGCUCUGACUAUCAUUUUUUGGAAGGAUCUGAGAGAAUCUACUGUUCUAAAGGGCAGUGGACUUUGCCACCAGUCUGUAUAGAGCCAUGUACUUUGUCAAAAAAUGAAAUGGAGAAAAAUAAUGUGCUGCUGCAAGGCUUCUAUGCAAAUCAGGUUUACUUUUACCAUGGGGAUUAUGUUGGAUUUUACUGUAAACAGAACCAUUUUGGAGCAGAAUCUGGUACAACUUUAUUUCAAGUACAGUGUAAGAGAGGACAGCUGACUUAUCCGAGGUGUGUUGAAAGAGGAAAAUAAGUCUGGACUCCAGGAAAGCCUAUAGGAAAGGUAAGGAGCCUCUAAAGGACAAGGCUUGAGGAACAAGAUAAACCAGAAAGUAUUGAAAAAAAUUCUUUAAGGGAUCUAUAAAACCAUUUAAAACAUAAUAAUAUGCAAAUUUUACUGAGUUGUUAAAAUAUUAAGAAUGAUAAUUAAGAAUAUUAAAAUAUCCAAUCCAACUACUUUGUAUCAUUUCCUAUGACACUUAAAUAUGGGUAUCCUUAAGGCUCUGCCUGUGAACAUGUGUGACUGAAGAUAUGAAGAAAAUUCAGGAAUGUGGACAAUGUUUGCCUUACACCCAUUUUAGUUGGUUUUAAUAAAAAAGCCACUGUAAGGGUUUCUUCUGUAUUUUAUGUCUAAACUCCAUCUGUCUGUGAAAUCAGUGCAUGCAUGGUGUUCUGUAUGGGUUUCCAAGGUUUUUGCAAGUGUUACAUGAAUAAAUAAAACAAAAAAAGAAA